UUAAAACAUUGCACACAUUUGACUGCUUUGCAGUGUCACGACCAAUUGGCAACACUUCGAUAUAUAGACCCUGGAUCGACUUUCCCUUUCUACUUGGCAUCUUGCGAAACUACUUGCUUUGGUCAAUCGAGGCAGGAAUGGAUAUCAGCCCUAUAAUGCUCAUUUCGGACAUAAAAGCGCUGGAUGGUGGUAUAUAGCACGAACACCAUUGUCUUACGUUCAUCAAGUUAUCAACUCCCUCACGCCCAUACUCGAAUACUAUGACCCUAGUCUCAGAUGAUCCCAGUUGGUGGCCGGUCAUUAAUGGGAAUCUUCUUACUAGCUAUAUCGUUGUUUCCGCCUCUGUUGGGGUGAUGUAUGAUUGGGCGCUAACAUUUGGACAAGAGGUUGAACUCGUCUGGAGGCAACGCUGGUCCCUGAUGACCGUUCUGUAUCUUAGCGUGCGCUAUGGUGGAAUAAUAUAUGCUGCCCUCAGGAUACUGGCAAACGUUCCAACAAUCUCAGUGACAGAUGCAGUGAGCUACGUUAUGUUUGUCGUAGCGAAUUCGAUGGCUGCAGCCGUGGAUGCAAUGCUGUGCGUCAUCAUGAUCACUCGCUUAUACGCCAUGUAUCAGCAAUCCAGAAAGGUGCUGAUAUUUCUCGUCGUCAUCUUCCUGGCUUUAACCAUCGCCGCUAUUGCGUUGGGCACAAUACCAAUGACGGAUGGUUCAGGGGAGGAACUCAUUCUCUCCGGCACCUAUUGGUGCAAUGUUCAGCUUGUGGGAAAUUCCAACAUUCUAGAAUGCAUAGGUUGGAUGCUGGUCGUUGUGUGGGAGGUUCUCGCAGUGUGUCUCGCAGUCUGGAUUGCUGUAAAACACUUCCGUGAACUGCGACGAUACUCGGCAGCAGGGAUUAUCGAGGACUUUUUGGCAAUGUUAUUGAAAACCCACGUGGUUUACUUUGCGAGCUGUCUCGUUGUUUCUUGCAUCUCGAUCGGACAUUUGAGUUCAACGAUCUCAAAGGUACGCCGAUUAGUCGCUGACCUCUGCAUGCGAGUACGGUUCAUCGUUCCUACAGAACGGAAAUUCCCUAGGGGCUCACGUUUAUGGUGCCUUUGAUCAAAUGUUCUUGGUCCUGCAGAUGUGUGUGCUGGGACCCGCGCUUGAUUCUUAGCGUUCGAGAAUAUCAUGCUAAGCUCGUGGCCGACUCCGAUGCAGCAACUGGCAUGACUUCAAUUGCUUUCCAGGAGCGCGUGCAUGUGUCGACUAGCAGCAGUGUGUAGCACGGGAGAUGCUUGAUCUGAUUAACACUCGUCGGGAGUGGGGGAAUUUUUUGUUUUGUUCCAAGUUUCAUCGUGGUAUUUAUAUCAGUUAUUUGGUGCUCCGAAGUAGAUUCGAAGGAGGAAUAGGUCUCAUACAUAUCUUAUUGCAUCACUACUUGCACUAGCUGGCCACCCACACUUACUUCAGGCGGCGGAAAGCUAGAAUCAUGGAGAA
Molecule: messenger RNA, 1475 nt
Organism: Suillus paluster
Lineage: Eukaryota; Fungi; Basidiomycota; Agaricomycetes; Boletales; Suillaceae
Exons: 12
Coding region: 261-1097 (278 amino acids)
Source: RefSeq, a predicted model, not a curated record